UCAAAAAUCCCGCUGGCCGCGAUGUCGUAGCGUCGCGUUUCGGUUCAUAAAAUAAAUUUGUUAUAAAGUUGUGUGUUUUUGUGUGAGAAUAGUGUAGCAUUGUUUUUGUUAAUUAUUAAAUAAUUAGGAAAAAUGUUGGUACUCUUUGAAACUCCGGCGGGAUACGCUAUAUUUAAGCUGCUGGAUGAGUCGAAGCUGUCCCAAAUUGAGGAUGUAUACUCCGAGUUUGAUACUCCAGAAGGUGCCGCUGCUGUUGUGAAACUAAAGAAUUUCAUCAAGUUUGAAGAUACAACUGAAGCUUUAGCAGCCACCACAGCAGCAAUUGAAGGCAAAAUCUCAAAAACAUUGAAGAAAGCUCUGAAGAAACAUGUCUGCAAAGAUGUUCAGGAUCAACUUCUGGUUGGUGACGCUAAACUCGGCAAUGCUAUCAAAGAAAAGUUUAACUUACAGUGUGUAUCAAACAGUAAUGUGCAAGAGCUGCUUAGGUGUAUUAGAUCACAAAUGGACAGUCUUUUAACUGGUCUGCCCAAGAAAGAGAUGACAGCUAUGGCUCUUGGUCUAGCUCACUCGCUCUCCAGGUAUAAGCUGAAAUUCUCACCAGACAAGAUUGACACAAUGAUUGUCCAAGCACAGUGCUUGUUGGAUGACUUAGAUAAGGAAUUAAAUAAUUACGUAAUGAGAUGCAGAGAGUGGUACGGAUGGCACUUCCCAGAGUUGGGGAAAAUUAUCACAGACAACACAUUGUUUGUGAAAAUAGUUAAACUCAUGGGAACUAGGGACAAUGCAGCUAAAACCGACUUGUCCGACAUCCUCCCUGAAGAUCUGGAAGAGAAGGUUAAAGAAGCAGCUGAGAUUUCCAUGGGUACAGAGAUCUCUGAUGAUGAUAUUAUGAAUAUCCAGAACUUGUGUGAUGAAAUCAUAUCCAUUACAGACUAUAGGACACAUUUAACAGAUUACCUUAAGGCUAGAAUGAUGGCCAUGGCACCGAAUUUAACAGUUCUGAUCGGGGAACACAUUGGAGCUAGGUUAAUCGCGCAUGCAGGUUCUUUAAUGAAUUUGGCCAAGCAUCCAGCAUCUACAUUACAGAUCUUCGGUGCGGAGAAGGCGUUAUUCAGAGCGCUAAAGACAAAGAAAGACACACCCAAGUAUGGUUUAAUUUACCACGCGCAGCUUGUCGGUCAGUGUAGUACAAAGAACAAGGGUAAGAUGUCGAGAAUGUUAGCGGCUAAAGCGGCGCUGGCGACUCGUGUGGAUGCGUUCGGUGAUGACGUCUCGUUUGAACUCGGGGCAGAACAUAAAGUGAAGCUGGAGAAUAGGCUAAGGUUGAUGGAAGAAGGCAAUCUGAAGAGGAUCAGCGGGACGACCAAGGCUAAAGUCAAGUUCGAGAAAUAUCAUAGUAAAACUGAGAUCCACCAAUACCCGACGGCGGGAGACAGCACGAUCGGCAAGAAGCCGGUGAAGCGAGAGCACUCGCCCGACGAGGACGAGACCUCCAGCAAGAAGAUCAAACUAGAGGAUGGGGACAACGAAGAAACACCCAAAAAGAAGAAAGUCAAAACGGAACCAACAGACGAAGUAGACGGCCACUUGAACGGCUCUGAACCGGUCUCAGAGAAGAAGAAAAAGAAGAAGAAGAAUAAGCAGUCGCUGGAACCAGAAGCAGAAGUUAAAGAAGAGCCCAUGCAAGAAGAGACAGUAGAGACGCCGAAAAGUGAAAAGAAGAAGAAGAAAAAAAAGAAGUCUGUCUCGGAAGAGUAAUUUAGUGAUUUGACUAAGACUACGUUGAGUUACAGGUAAUCCGUUCUGGAUUCCGUAUUUUGGUUAUUACCUCAAUGAUUUCAUGAUUUCUUAAUAAAGAUUAAGUAGCAGCAGUGAUAAAUGGUGCCCACAAAUACUAUUAAAUAUUAUUAGUAUUGUUUGUAGCUAUAAAUGUUUUGUUCCUAUGUUUUUGAACGAUUCGUUUUGCUUAUGGUUAGUUGGAUUUUGACUUUUCAAGAGUAUGUAAGGGAGUGGAUUGUUUAAAAUAUUGGAAUGGUUAGGUGAGCUCCAAGCUUCAUGCUUAGAAACCUAUAUUUUUGUAUCUUUGUCGUAUUUUUAAGUAUGACUACUUUUUGCCAAACCGAAAUAGGUACAUAUGCUAUUGUACUAAAAAUAGCGUUUAAUAGUCGAAUACCAGUCAAAUUACUUCUAAAAAUGUAUUUCUUAAGCAAAUAUUAAUUUCACUUCAAACGUUAAAGUUUAAUUUGAAGGAAUUAAUUAAGAAAGUGUAAAAAACGUAAUCUUCCCGAUGCAGAGUCAAGGAAAAUGUUUUAGCUUUAAGUGUAUAAAAAUUCGCAUUGCGAGAUGUUUAUAUAAUAAAUAGUUUUAUAAUAUAAA
Molecule: messenger RNA, 2376 nt
Organism: Colias croceus (clouded yellow)
Lineage: Eukaryota; Metazoa; Arthropoda; Insecta; Lepidoptera; Pieridae
Gene: nop5
Product: nucleolar protein 58
Exons: 5
Coding region: 133-1758 (541 amino acids)
Cellular component (GO): box C/D methylation guide snoRNP complex; small-subunit processome
Molecular function (GO): snoRNA binding
Source: RefSeq, a predicted model, not a curated record